AUGCACAGUACUCAACGAACAGAAACAAUUGAGCAGGUGCCCAACGAACGCGAGCCGCCAUCUACGAAUCAACGACGAACGCUAGACCGUCUAUUCGAAAAGACAAUUUCGGUAAAAGUGCCGACUCUAACCGCUACAAACAGAGAUGCAUAUAUUUCUGAUAUCGUGAACGUUCAAAGUUUGUUGAACAUCCGUUCUUCUGAAUAUGUUUCGCGUAAGCGUUUUAGUAGCAAUUCAUUUCAAGAUCGAGUGAUUAUUAAUGUGUGCGGUGAUCGAUAUGAGACACAUCGAUCGACAUUGGAGCUUUAUCCUAAUACGCUAUUGGGCAAUCGCAAACGUCGAAAAUAUUUUUACGAUAAAAUUCGAAACGAAUACUUUUUCGAUCGUAAUCGCGCUUGUUUCGAAGCUAUUCUGUAUUAUUAUCAAUCACAUGGCCGCUUACGACGACCAAAUUAUGUUCCUAUUGAUAUUUUUCUCGAAGAAGUGACGUUUUUUCAGUUAGGUCAGGCAGCAGUCGAUCAAUUGCGUAAAGAUGAGAACAUCAAAGAAGUUAAGAAGAUUCGUCUACCAAAAAACCGCUUUCGACGGCAUUUAUGGGCGAUAAUGGAGUAUCCUGACUACUCUAAUCUUGCUAAAUUUGUCAAUAUUUUCUCAUUAUUCAUGAUUCUCACAUCAACGAUCGGUCUGGCCGUCGAAACUCUCCCUCAGUACGCCAAUAUGGAUACAACUUCUUGUGAAAGACUAAAACAAUACUUGACAACUCCAAUCUAUUCGAAUGAGACAAAUGACACAAGCAGCACGUCUAUGUAUUGUGAUGGUUAUUUCUCUACACCGUUUUUUUAUCUUCAGACUGUUUGUGUCGCCUUUUUUACUAUUGAACUCAUCCUUCGUCUCAUCAGUACACCAUCGCUGAUCACCUACAUAAAAAAUAUCAUGAAUUGGGUGGACAUUCUUGCCGUAAUUCCAUAUUAUGUCUCAAUUAUUGUACAUUUGAUUGGUAAAAGUAAUGAUGCAUAUACGACGACAUAUACUGCGCUACGUCUUAUACGUAUUAUACGUUUCAUUCGAAUCUUUAAGUUUUACCGUGUCUUUCGAAAUAUCAAAUCUUUACGUGUAUUAACUUCGACAGUUAAACAAUCGAUCCCUGAUUUUCUCAUUAUGAUCAUCAUUUUGACAUUGUUGAGUUUUCUCUUUGGCUCAGCAGCUUAUUUUGCUGAAACUGACACGAAUGGCGCCGCAUUUGACUCAAUCUUAAAGGCAACAUACUGGGGCGUGAUAACUAUCACAAGUGUUGGAUAUGGCGAUAUCUACCCAAUUACACCUGUAGGUAGAGUUAUUGCGUGCUUGUGUUCGCUAUUCGGAGCAGCGACUAUUGGUAUGUUGGUAUCGGUGUUAGUCGAUCGAUAUCAACGUGUUUAUGCUCGAAAAUUGUAUAUUAAUGAGGAAAUUGUCAAGUUCGAGGACUUAUCCGAAGAUGAAACCAAUGAUCAUGUAUCGCGGACUAACUCGCGGCGGUAUCGUCAACAGAGUCAAACAAAAGACAUCGAAAAUCCAGACGCCAGGGCAAUGGAAAACGCUGCAUUCGAAAAGGAAAACAGUCGUCCCAGCGUGCCGGAUAUCAUAGUGUCAACUAACGUGGAGGAAAAUGUAACAGAUUUAAUCCCUCGUAAUAAUAGUCGCGUUCAUUUUAUCAUCGGCUAUGUUGAUGACGAUAAACAUGAAGCAUCACUUGAUCUAUUGGAAACAAUCGGCUCAGUUGUUGCCCAAAAACAAGCAACGGGUGAAAAUAUUCAGUUAAAUAUUAUGCAAGACAAGCCAUCGCAGUCACCGCAACAAAGAUCUCCGUACGAUGUGAAAUUUAGAAUUUCAUUAACUUCGACAGAUGAUUCCGACGAAGAGGAAGAGUUAACUGAAAUCAUUACUGGUUGUAGUAGUAAACGAGGUGUUUUGAAAAAAUUUCAAGCACCUCCAUCGCCAUCGGAUGAAAAGUGUUGA
Molecule: messenger RNA, 1995 nt
Organism: Adineta ricciae
Lineage: Eukaryota; Metazoa; Rotifera; Eurotatoria; Adinetida; Adinetidae
Source: the annotation of a GenBank genome assembly